AAUGAAUACCUGAUGCGGCUGAUGAGGCUGGCUGGGGGAGGAGCUGUGUCAGUGGAGUACUGAGAGAGAGAAAGAGAAAGAGGAGGGAGGUAGAGAGGCAGAAACAGAGAGAGGGAGAGGGAGAGAGUGAGAGAGAGAGAGUGAGAGAGAGAAGCAGUCAGGCAGAGAGGGAGCUGGCGGUCUGGUGGCCUUGCAUAACACACGUUGGAGCAGUCUUGAACGCAGGACUUGGUGUUAGCCUCAGCAGUGGGGAACUUCCUUUACCGUCAGCCCGUUGCAGGGGCAGCGUAAGCCUCUAAAACCGGAGAGAGAGAGACCAGAGAGGAAGGGCAGAGCUGGAGCAGCUACAGCACAGACUCCAGGAGAGGAGAGCGGCACAAAGGAGAGAUUCAGGAAGAGGAGUCCUAGGAAACACGUCUCCAACACACACACACACACACACACACACACACACACACACACACACUCUGAGAGGCAGGAAGAAUCCUUGGACAUGCUCUGCAAGCAGUGGCUGUGGAGAGACUGCCCCCAGAGGCUGCACAGCGUUUGUCCAGAGUCACAGUUGUAGGAUUCAACAGCAUUGACCCCGUUCGGUGUCGGAGGUGCUUUCGCCCAGGAGAGGGACGCCCUGCAUACACACAUCUCUGUCCAUAUACUGUGUGAUUGGUGUGUGUCGAGCAGUGAUGCAGAACUCUGGAGUCAUUGUGAAGACAAACAGCCUGAACCCUCUGCCUGUUCUUACUGUCUGCUUUAGUCUGCCACACGAUUCCUGCCGACAUCGUGGAGGAGGUGGAUCGAUUGGUCCGAGAUGAUUCCUCAUGAAGUCUAUGGAGCUCAUUUUGUGAGCUGGAGUGACUCUAUCUUCUCUGGUCUGAGACCUGGAGUUGUCUACCAGUGAAACACAAAGAGUGCCAGAGCCACACAGGACACAGACAGGCCGGCCCCUGCACAUAACCAUCGAGUGGAGGAGAGAAAGAAAGACAGACCCAGAAAAACUUAGAAGCAUUACCUGGGAUUAUUAAAAAACACUCAACUGGCACAAUGAAAUCCAACCAGGAGAGGAGUAAUGGAUGCCUGCCUCCUAAGAAGCGUGAGAUCCUGGCUCUGGAGCAGAGGCCAGUGGCAGUAGCCACAGCAACACCUCCAGCUGCAGUGAUUACUGACAGUCCCCACACAGAGAACCUGGCAUGGCUGGCAAGUGUAGCUAGUGAACGCUGCAAAUCCAGGGACGCAGAGAGCCCGAGAUGUCCCAUCUCCUCCACUUCCUCCUCUUCUCCUUCCACCUCUCUCCCUACUUCGGUGACUCCCCUGUCUGCGGUGCCCCUGGCCUCUCUGCCUGCAGUUUACCCCACAGCCCUUCCCCAGCAGGCCGGGACUAUCCAGUUUGCACAGCUGGGACCCAACGUGCAGUUCAUCAGCUCUGGCCCCUACGCCGGCUACAUCUCCUCUCACAUCAUCUCCACUAAUGCUAGCUCUGUGCCUAACAGCUCUGCCAUAGGACAGCGUUCCCACCUGGAUGGUUACACCACCGCCCUCAUCUCCCCCACCACCAAAGGGGAUCAGCAGUUUCAAAUUGGACUCUCUCCCACAGAACUGGCUCCUGUGUCGCUUCCAGGUUCUCCCCAAGUCACCAGCCAAUACAUUCAUCUGGACAGUAGAACACCUCUGACCGUCAGCGGAAACCCCGUCGCUUCACCCACGGCCCAUCUGCAGCUUCACCCUCAUGCAGCCGUUCUCCCUCAAACACUUACCCUCGCUCCAUCCCAGCUGGUGGUUCAGUAUGCAGAUGGUUCAGCUGCAAAGAAACCAGAGGGGCAUGCUAAGGGUGUGCUGAACGGGGAAUUGGAGGUUGUUAAACAGACAAAAACUCCCAGUCAGCCAGCGAACCAUCAGCAUGUUCAGAGCUAUGAGGCCAGACAUAUACUCCUGCCUGCAGACUAUGGCCAAAACCCUGCGGGACUCCAGACCUCCUUGGUGCUGGUGGCACAGCCCAACCAUGGAGCUGAACGUGAAGCUGGCUCAAAUAAGAUCUCCUUAGUCCAGACUGAGAAAGGAGGCAUCUGUUUGGGGAAACCAGUGUCCAGAUCUUCCUCAUUCACCUCCCUCUCUUCUUCAGAGAUGGUCAAGUCUGUUGCUCCUCAUACAGUCAUCCAGGCCACUCUACCCUCUGAGGAGCUGCCAGCCAGUCUCUAUUCCACCACACAGCCACCCAUCAUUGGCUACAUCACCAGUGCAAAUCAGCAUGCCCUCAGCUACCAUACGACACUGCCCCAGCACCUGGUCAUCCCGAGUGGCCAGUCACUCCUCAUCCCAGUCAGUGGCACCAAUAAUGGCACAGAAAUUGAGGUUAGUCGUACUGUGAGUGCCCUGACUGCUACCACUACCCCUCAAAUAUCCACCGCCAUGCCGCAUGCUUAUCUGGCCACAGCCCUGUCCAAGUGUGAGGCGCUUGGGCCAGAUGGAAAUCAGCCACCCCCUGCAGUUGCACAGGCACCAGCGCUGCCGGUCCUGCCCUCCAACCCGGCUCCUGCAGUGGUACCAGCUCCCUCCCCGACUCCCGCUCCUGUCCCUGCUCCAGCCCCUGUUUCCAUUCAAGCCUCACCCUCCAUCUCCUCUUCCUCUUCCCCUGUGGCACUUCCUCCAUUCUUCAUGAGAGGCUCCAUCAUCCAGCUGGCAGAUGGGGAGCUGAAGCGGGUGGAGGAUCUGAAGACGGAGGACUUCAUUCAGAGUGCUGAAAUUAGCAGCGAGCUGAAGAUUGACUCUAGCACUGUUGAACGUAUUGACAGUGGGCAAAGUCCUAAUGCUGUGGUCAUACAGUUUUCUGUGGGAGAGCUCAAAGCCCAGGUGUGUGUGGAGGUGCUGGUGGAGUAUCCCUUCUUUGUAUUUGGUCAGGGCUGGUCGUCUUGCUGCCCAGACCGGACCACCCAGCUGUUUGAGCUGUCCUGCGCUAAGUUGUGCGUGGGUGAUGUAUGCGUAUCACUGACCCUCCGCGGCCUGAGGAACGGUUCAGUAACAGACAGCCAGCCUUUGGGAACCAAGCUGAAGACUGGUCACCUCUCUGACUCCUGUCACAAUGUGGAUCCCAUUGUCAGAAACAGUAUGAGUCCAGCUGCUCCACACAGUAACAGUGGCCUUCUCAUGAAGGCUUCCAGUGCAGACAGGUUGGAGAGGGAGCAAGUAACUGGACCAGGACCAGGACUUGGGCUACAACUUGGAUUGGGGCAAGUUCCAGGACAAGGGGAAGGGAUCUAUGGAGCUGGACCAAUACUGACAGUCUCUGGGACAGGAGAAGUAAGACAGGAAUCCAUGAAAACAGACACCAAAAUACAAUGUGGUGAUCCAGAGAGACCCACAGUCCGCAAGAGACGCUGGUCAGCUCCGGAGCGAGACCAGACUGAGAGAGCUGAGGAGGAGCCUCCUCUGACUCUUCCCAAACCCUCCUUCAUCCCUCAGGAGGUUAAAAUCAGCAUAGAGGGCCACUCCAGGGCUGGGAGUGAAAGGUGCUUGAACAAAAGAGUGGACUGUUGAGAGAACUUUAAGGAAUUUUUGAUUACCUGUGGUUUGCUUUGUGUUUAUCCUCUCUUUUCUCUCUAUCCAGACUACUGUAAUAUAGGCUGAGUUUACACCGUAUUUACAUGUUUUCUUUUUCUCUCACACAAGUCUGAUACAAUGAAGUACAGUAGAGCACCUUCAUAAGUGGUAUCACACACGAGAUCAGUGCAAUCAAUGCUGAAAGCAAAAAUGAAUGCAGCGUGAAUGUUGAGUAUGAAUGGCAGUCAGACACUUAUCAGGCACAUAUCAUUAGCUGGAUCUCCAUUGUCACGUGGCUUAAACUUUUUGGAUUCAGACCAGUCAACCAUUCCUCUUAUCACACGAACAAGCACAGACCCCGAUGUCAGCGCGUACAAAGUGGGUAACCAUAUUUUGACUCUCAUUCUGUUUAUUUGGUUUGUGAGUGGUUGGAGUCCUUUGGUGUUUCAGUGACAAUGCUCAAUCAUCGUGGCUGUGAUCUCUGCUGCCUUGUGUGUCUGAUGAGGUUUUAAGUUUUGUAUUAUUGCUAAAAAAAACAAAAAAAAACAUUACAGGUGUGUGUGUGUGUGCAGGUCACCUUGUGCCACUUCUUGUCUUUAUGUGUGUGUGCCUGUGUGUGUGGCUGUCAGACAGAGCACAGGAUUAAGGUGUGUUUGUGUGGCUGUAGCUGAGAGCUCAGCAAUCAAUACAACCUGCAAAUAUCAAGACUGAAAAGGCCUGAAUGUAAAUCACUGAAUCUGUCCUCAAUACUGACUCAUAAAGUCAUCCAUGUGCUGUUUGCUACACCACUGACGGGCGUGUGUGCUGAGAAUUUGAUACCAUUUGGUUUUUGCAGUAUGUGGGUGACAGCAGUUGCAUAUGGGUCCACUCCUCUCAGUCAAAAUUUAACUUUAUAGUUUGUUUUCAGAGUCACACAAUUCAUUUCAAGAACAGCACAGUUAAUGUCUUAACCCUGGUUAAAGUGCAUAAUUUUAAAUCUGUACAAAAAGGGAAGAAUCAAAGUAUUUCUAAUUCCAAUUAAUGACUUUUUAGCUGAUUUACACAUGGACUUAUACUGCAAUAUACACUAUAGUUGGCUAACUUGCCUAUCUGCAUAUAUUGAUGCCACUUGAGGGCUUCUAGAUUUGAUAUGACAAACUCACACACCCAGCAGACACAGAGCAACAUUGACAUUCAUUUGUAGUCGUGUUUCAGGCGGUCUGAUAAUUCUAAUUCCAGUUUAUCCUACUUUUAGCUCUGUUUUGGUCUCUAACAACUCUUGAGGGAAACAUCUGGCUCUUUAGUUGCUAAAUUCUCCAUCAUGUUCAUCAGGUAGUUGCUAAAUCUGUUUGCAUGCCGUUUGAUGCUGGGCAGGUAGUUUUUGAUUCCCUGAAAACAGCUGCCUUCUGCGCCCGAAAUCAUCCCCUGAUGAGAGAGGCGAGAGAAAGUUAGAGGCCAUGAAACCAAAACAGUAAGCUCAAGGAUGAUAAAUAGCCAUGUAGAGCUGAGAGGAACUACUGGGUCAAGUAAUAAUUUGCUGCCUUUUGCAUUACACUUAAAUGUCUGGACCAUGUUUAUCUAAAAAUAUUGAUUUAAGCUACUUAAAAUGCAAAAAUGCUGGAAGAUAAGUUAAAGAUAGCCUAAUAUUUACUUAUUGAUGGUAAAAUCCCAUUCCUCUAACCUAUCUAUCCUAUUGCUCUUGUUACAGAAACUAUGGCCUUAAAUAUAUGUACCUAGUUCACAGCAGCACAUGGUUUUUUAGGGUUUUACCAUUAAAACCUAUUUUCCUCAAUGACGGUAUGCCUCUCUUAAGUCCAUACCUGUUAUAUCAGAGCACUGCUGUUUGAUUAAAACAGCUUUCUACACGUCAUUUCUUUAGAGUAGAGCCAAUAAAUAUCCUACAGUUCAUACUCAGGAACAGUGUGUAUCUGUAUGUAUGUAUGUGUGUGUGUGUGUGUACAAACAAACAAGCGUGUGUGGUCUGUGUGUAUGCGUGUUUAGGCCUGAGACAGUAUGUGCAUGUCCACAGUCACAUGUGUAUGUGUGUGUUCUGAGCAGCAGCACUUUGAUGAAGCAUCCAGCAGUGUGGUGGUGGUGGUGGUCGUAGAGGUUGUGGUGGUUGUGUCCCUGUUCCUCAGCUGUUAGAUAUAAUGAGAAUAAUCACAUCAUGUCCUACUGGUUUAUCAUUGAGAGAAAACAUAUACCGGAGCAGGGAAUGUAAACACAUCGGGCAAACUAUCUCAACUUUAUUUUUGAUGACAGAUAGAGCUACUAUACAGAGAAAGAAAGAGUUUCUAGAGUUAACUAGCCAGCUAGUCUUGAUCAUGUACAGUAAAUUGUAUCCUAGAGAGUGUACAGUGUGUGUAUAGAUAUUCUAACCCUUAUGUAGCCUAUGUACUGUAUGUGCCACAGCGCCUCCUUCUUCAAUCAUUCCAUUAACUCACCAAUAUUAAGUGGUCCUGCAGUCGUUUUUCUGUCAGUGCGGGUAUCGAUUUCAUGUUCAUGAAUGUGCUACAAUUUCUACAUUAUUUGGCCUCCUCAGACUUUAAUUUGACUUGCACACUGUAACAUACAGUAUGUGUGAAUAGAAACUGCAAUUUAUCAUAAUAGCCAUGAACCUUUUAUAACUCCUGUUUAUUGUAAACUCAGACUGUUCUCUGUUUGUGUUUGACUGCUCAGGCUAAACACUGCCCAGUGACUGUUCUUCUGCAGAAUGAGGUGUUCUUAUUUUAAUUUUUUUAUUUUUCACUGUCAGAAAGUAGAGGUACUGUUUUUAUCAGUUUGUCUUUGUUGCCAUUUUCUCUCUGUGAGUCUGGUCCGUGUUUGUAUGUUUUUCUUUAAGAAAUCAUUUUUCAAAUACAGACCUGCAAUGGCAUCAUGACACAGACAAAUCUUUGAAAUAUAGGAUUUAUGAUCAAAGGAAUAAUUUGACCUUUUGGGAAAUACACUUCUGCUUUCUUGCUGAUAGUGAGGUGAGAUGAUUGAUACCACUCUUUAAUCUGUAUGGUAAAUAUGAGGCAGUGCCUGGCUAUGUCCAGAAGUAACAUCUGUUUACAAGCACUUUUAAUGUGAUUAAUUGGUGAGUAAAAACAUCACACUGAGGUUUUAUGGAGCGGUUGUGUGCUCAAAUACUUCCCUGGAGUCUUGUUGUCAUUGUGAGUUUGUCAGAUAACCAGCAGAGAGUCCAGGAAAUAGUUCAGCUCAUUCCAUCCUGUAAAACCACAAAGUGUGGUGAGCACAUUUCUGUUUUUUUAAAAGAUUAAACCAACAAGAUUUAAUGUAGUUUACAGGGUUAACAAGAAUCCAGCUGUUCACAUUUACCAUACAGACAUGAAAGUAUAGUAUCUUCUCAUCUACCUUUCAGCAAGAAAGCAAAUAAGUGCAUUUCUCAAAGUGUUGAAAUAUCCUUUUAAAGUUCCUGCACACCCACACAGUUAAUCUGGCCAAUUAGACUUCAGCUCAGGUUGAAGCUGGGAGGAGCCUCAACCGGUGAAACAAGGAGCUGUCAAUCAAUUGGAGCCGGUAAACAUCCUCCCAGUCCUGAGGAGAGGUCUAAUCAGGUCAAAUAAUGUGACCUAUGUGGGUGGACCACAGGUGUGUAAGGGUUUUAAAUUCCAAGGCUUAGUAAUAAUAAUGUACCCCCUCUGCUCACAAAUAUGCUUAAGCUGGGCCCCUUAAAAUAUGUACUUUUCAGAGCCUUUCUAAAUAAUGUUGAAUAUGGUGUAUAAGCGCCGCUUUGUGGUGAUCUAUGGAAUUGCACUUUGUAAUAUGGGGGUGGGGGUGGGGUGUUUUAGUCUAACUAAUACACAGAAGUAAUGUACAGCAUGUCUGAGAAAAAAUGUACACUAACAGUACAGCAUCUCAGCGAUUUGUAAAUAGCCAAAGUCUUCCAUUAUAAUGUUGGUAUGACCUUGUCGCCAGUGGAAAUGAUGAACACUGAUCCCCAUGUACAGACCUUUGAAGUGAAGUUUAAUUUACAGAAUACAUCAUUUAUUUGACAGAAAUACAGGUUAUUGCUUCACCUAAGAAAUUUUUAUUUUGCACCAGCUCAAUAAAAAACAACAAAAAACAGGAAAUUACAGGAGUAAAAGACUUUUAAAAAAUGAUUUUGUAAUUCGGGUCUGUUUGUUGGAUAAAUCUCACCUAAGAUACAGUAUGUUCUACGUACAGUAUGUAGUAUGUAUCGAUAAUGUUCCCUUAUUUUGAUGGUGUUGAGGUUUGCUAGUCAAAAACUGUUAAAUCUUUACUUCAAAUGUUUGAUUUUACAUUUGAUCAAAUAUAUUCAAAGAAAUAAAGAGUAUAAAGAAAAAAAACACAGCGGGUGUCUUUCUGUGAGCAUGACAGAGACAGAGAAAAUGUGUUUUGUAUGUGAAUGUGUGCUCUGUCAGCUGUGUGACUGUGAUAAAUGUUCCCACUUGAGAUAUACCUGAUAAUAUCUUUACCUUUGCUACCACGCUUUUAUAUUUCCCACAAGAAACGUGCUAUGAUAAGAGAUAAUUUGGAACCCCCCCCAGUGCUGUUUUGCUGGCUACAUUUUGUGUAUAUGCUGUAUGUAUUUUAAAGAAUAUCCCUUUUCGCCUUCACCUGCUUACACCCAGGAUGAGUGUUUCCUGCAUUGUUUUUUAGGUAACCGUCACUACUCAUUUCCUCUUAUAUCCUGAUCUUGAAGGUGUCUCCUUUGGUAAAACCUAUAGAUUGAAAAAAAAAGAACAAACUGAAGACAACAUACUUCAUAGAAUCAUAGAAAUUAAUCAUUUUAAGAAUGUUUUGUUGUUGGUUUAUUGUUCACUAAGCACACAGAGACAUUUCCUAUGAGCA
Molecule: messenger RNA, 8328 nt
Organism: Larimichthys crocea (large yellow croaker)
Lineage: Eukaryota; Metazoa; Chordata; Actinopteri; Sciaenidae
Product: ataxin-1
Exons: 4
Coding region: 1042-3528 (828 amino acids)
Biological process (GO): negative regulation of transcription by RNA polymerase II; nervous system development
Cellular component (GO): nucleus
Molecular function (GO): RNA binding; protein binding
Source: RefSeq, a predicted model, not a curated record